Molecule: messenger RNA, 294 nt
Organism: Acaulospora colombiana
Lineage: Eukaryota; Fungi; Glomeromycota; Glomeromycetes; Diversisporales; Acaulosporaceae
Source: the annotation of a GenBank genome assembly
UAACGCGACCGAAGAUUCUAAUAACGAAAGGAGAAGAGCAGAGAGUAACGCGUCACGUGCAUAUAUGGAGGAUGAGUUUAAUGUGUCGAAAAAGUCUAAACAAGCUUCGUUGCCAAACAACUUAAAAACGGAAACCAAUAAUUCCACUAUCAUAGUAAUUGAUGAUGACGAUGAUUACAUACUGCCACUACAAAUUAUUCCUAGCAUUAUUGAAGAUGAUGAAGACGACCAUCUAUUGUUAAAUAACGAUCCUGAUGCGGCAUUUGCAACAAGUGUGUUGGAGAACGAUCAAAG